UCAACACAGUGUCCGUGAGUCAGCGAGAGCAGGCGGUUUGAAACUCGCUUUCAGCUGACCGUGAGGUUAAUAAAGGUCGACCUUAAGUGAUCGCAAUUACGCAUGCACACAGAACAACCGGAAUCGUAUAAUUACGCGAGUGCCGCAGGCCUGCGUGCACUGGUGCAAUUACUAGUCGCAUUAACCGUUGGAGCAUCACUAUCCUCAAUUGUAGAUGCGCGUGAAGAUCGCGAUCGAUUCAUCGAGAACCCUUCGAAAUCACGACGAAACGCGUCGCUCAGUGUAUGAGAUUCAUGAAAAUGAUCCAUCAGAAGUGCAGAGGAGGAUACUAUCCCUCGAGCGAUGUGCGGAGAUUCGAAGUCCCGGAUGACAAAGUACCGUGGUCGGUCGAGUUCAAGGAAUACGAUCCCCCCAACUACUCUUCGCCGGCUCUCGAGGGAAAACAAUGGGCUGAUCCUGACACCCGUAACCCGACUUUCAACCCACGGUGGAAUUCCAUUGACGAAAAGGUGAAUCGUCUGAGCUUCGUGGGUGAUUACAGCAUAAACCAGAAUGGCUGUCCAAUUAACCCAAUCGGUCGAACUGGAAUUACCGGUAGAGGGUUGCUGGGUCGAUGGGGCCCAAAUCAUGCAGCAGAUCCAGUCGUUACUCGAUGGAAACGCAAUGGUACUGGUGCGCUAGAAAUAGACCGAACAACGGAAAAACCUGUCCUACAGUUUGUUUCUAUCCAGAGACGGGAUUCUGGUGCAUGGGCUAUUCCGGGAGGCAUGGUAGAGGUAGGUGAAACUGUCUCGGCUACAUUGAAACGAGAAUUCAUGGAGGAGGCGAUGAAUAUUUUAGAGAAAAGUGAAAGUGAAAGAGAGGAGCUCGAGGAUUCCAUUAAAGCAUUUUUUGAACGUGGAGAUGAAAUUUAUAAAGGAUACGUUGACGAUCCUCGAAACACAGACAAUGCUUGGAUGGAAACGGUUGCAUUAAAUUUUCAUGACGAAGAUGGUAGUACCGUAGGCACUGUUUCGUUAAAAGCAGGAGAUGAUGCAUCGAAUGUAAGAUGGAUGGAUAUAAGUGCACAACUUAAUUUAUAUGCAAACCACAGUGAAUUUAUUAAACGGAUAGCACACAAACGUGGUGCGCAUUGGUAAAUUAAGUACUUUUCACCAACUAAAUAAUGCCUUACUUAAGUGUUAUAUUUCUUGGAUUUAAGACAUUUAACUGUUAAGAAGAUAUUUUAAAUAUAAUAUGUAAAUUAUAGUAACAUUUUAUAUGGGGUGGGGGGGAUAAAAUAGUAAGUUACAUAUAUUUUGGAGUUUAUAUACUUUUUAUAUAAACAUAAAUUAUUCAGUCAUAAAAAAACAAUGUUAUUACGUUAUUAUCAUCUUAAAGAGUACAUGCAUGUUCUUAUAUAUCACUACAGGGGAAACUAAGUAUUUUUAUGGUAUCUAUUAACAAACUUAAUGCCUCAGUUAUAUAAAAUAUACAUCUAAUGAUGUUUAACUACUAUGUAUGCAUCACAGAUAACAUUCCAACAGUAAUCAUAGGAAGUGUCUUAUUACUGUAUCAUAGUCUUGUAAGCACAAUUUUGCAUGCUGGGUCUAUCUUUUAAAGUAUAUUAUUCUCUACUGCUCAACUAAUUGUAUUAAGUGAAGGUGCUGGUUUAUAUCUUUGUCAAUUGUAGCUGUUACAUUAUCUCAUAAAAAUGUAAGCAAUCUAUUUUCACCAUAACUUAAGAAUAAUUCUGUCUGAAAGAAGUUUAUAAUAUAAAAUAAAAGUAUGUAUACAAAUAAGAUAGUUGAUGUAAUAAAACAGUGCAGUUGGUCAUACCUAAGGUCUUAAAAACGAUAA
Messenger RNA from Orussus abietinus, 1839 nucleotides. Its product is annotated as ADP-ribose pyrophosphatase, mitochondrial. The coding region runs from base 285 to 1139 and encodes 284 amino acids. NCBI's taxonomy places the organism in Eukaryota, Metazoa, Arthropoda, Insecta, Hymenoptera, Orussidae. The record is from RefSeq and is a predicted model, not a curated record. Gene Ontology annotation, molecular function: ADP-ribose diphosphatase activity. The transcript is spliced from 2 exons.